GGCGAUGUAAAUCACGUGCUUCCCUCCAACAACACCGCCCCGCCACGACUAUACCCCAUAAAACAAUCCACAUUUUCCCUGUCUCAAAAGACUAUAUAAAAAAGAAGAGAGAUCAAUUCGUGUUUUUCGUUUACUUUUUCCCCCUUGUUUUCGCUCGUAUUUUCCUUUUCUUUUUUUUCAAAAAAAUAAAGCAAUAAUGUCUACUUUGCCUUUACCUCUCUCGUUCUUUAGGUUGAGCGGCACAUCCACUAGGGAUCUUCCAUUUCCUUCCUCGCUUAAACGUUCUUCGGUGUCUUUUCCUUUGAUUCCGUUUAGGCGGCUAGAGCUGAUUCGAUCUACUUCCGGAAUGACGAUAUCUAGGAGUUUCUCUUUCGUGUUUUGUUCAUUGAAAGCUAAAGCAGCGGCUGAGCUCGUUCAAGAUACGGAAUCCGGUAUACCUGCCGUUGGUCGUAGUGGAGGUGGAAGGGCAACGGAGGUUGAGCAUUCUCGUACCUUUCUUGAAGCUCGAUCCGAGCAAGAACUCCUAUAUGGCAUAAGGAAGGAAUUAGAAGCAAAAAGGGUACAUCCAAAUAUUGCAGCAGGAAUGAAAGAACUUUAUCAGAAUUAUAGAAAUGCGGUUUUCCAAAGUGGAGAUCCUUCAGCUGCUGAGACUGUGAUGUCAAACAUGGCUGUUGCAUUUGAUCGUAUACUUUUGGAUGUGGAGGAUCCUUUUGUCUUUGAACCCUACCACAAAGCUUUGCGAGAGCCAUUUGACUACCACAUGUUUGUUCAAAAUUAUAUUCGGCCUUUGAUUGAUUUCAGGAAUUCAUACAUUGGCAAUCUUUCUUUUUUCUAUGAAAUUGAAGAAAAGCUUAAGCAGGGUCAUAACGUUGUACUUAUAUCUAACCAUCAAACUGAAGCUGACCCAGCCAUCAUUGCAUUGUUGCUUGAGAAAACAAAUCCACGUAUUUCUGAGAACAUGAUCUAUGUUGCAGGGGAUAGAGUCAUAACAGAUCCUCUUUGCAAGCCUUUCAGCAUGGGAAGGAAUCUUAUAUGUGUGUACUCCAAAAGGCACAUGUAUGAUGUUCCUGAGCAUGUUGAGAUGAAAAGAAGAGCAAACACAAGAAGUUUGAAAGAGAUGGCUUUGCUGCUAAGGGAUGGCUCGAAAAUAGUGUGGAUUGCACCAAGUGGUGGCAGGGACCGCCCAGAUCCCCUUACAGAAGAAUGGUUUCCAGAUUCCUUUGAUUCCUCUUCAGUGGACAAUAUGAGAAGGCUCAUAGGACGAUCAGGUGCAGCAGGGCAUAUAUAUCCCUUGGCUCUAUUGUGCUAUGACAUCAUGCCCCCUCCACCCAAGGUAGAAAAAGAAAUUGGAGAAAAAAGAAUCAUGUCUUUUCAUGGGGCUGGAUUGUCGGUGGCACCAAAAAUCUGCCCUUCCGAAAUUGCUGUUGCUGGUAAAAUGUCUGAAGAGGCUAAAGAUACAUACGCACAAGCUCUGUAUAAGUCGGUGACCGAGCAAUACAAUGUCCUCAAAUGCGCCAUACAUGGGAAACAAGGGUUUGCGGCAUCAAGCAUAGGCAUCUCUUUAUCGCAGCCAUGGAACUAGUCAAAACCUUAUUAUGAUCUCAACAUCCGGUAAUAGGUAUUGACUUAAAAUGUGCUUUCUGCAGUGUUAGAAUGAGCACCUCCUAAUGUAAUAUAUUAUUCGAUUUACUUGGUGCCAGGUCAUUUCCAUUGCAUAUAUUUUUGACUCGUUAACAGGAAGCCAUCAUAUAUGUAGAUAAAAGAAUGCCCCGCAAGACGAACAAUAUAUGUUACUCGAUACCCAUUGAUAACUUAAAACAGUAGAUACCUUUUACGUGAAGCUGAAUCCAUCAGAAACUGAAGCUAUGCCGAAAAUCUGCUUCAGGUUUGCUUUUGUACAGACCUUACUUCCUAGAAAGAAUCAAAACUUAUAGCAUACAGCAAAUUCUUACGUGUAUAUGAUCUUUAUUCAAAUUCGAUGCGGCACAUCAUAUUUUCUGA
Gossypium raimondii (Peruvian cotton) is the source of this 2001-nucleotide messenger RNA. RefSeq names its product glycerol-3-phosphate acyltransferase ATS12, chloroplastic. The transcript is spliced from 12 exons. The record is from RefSeq and is a predicted model, not a curated record. Bases 197 to 1582 code for a protein of 461 amino acids. Lineage: Eukaryota; Viridiplantae; Streptophyta; Magnoliopsida; Malvales; Malvaceae. Gene Ontology annotation, biological process: glycerophospholipid metabolic process. Gene Ontology annotation, molecular function: glycerol-3-phosphate O-acyltransferase activity.